UAUGCGUGCACGGAUCACAUCUCUGACUGUAUUGUUCCCUAGUUAAUUGCAGGCAGCUGGAUCUCAUCAUCGCUCCGUCCUUAUCAGGCCUCAUUUGCAGUGUCAGAUGAAAUAUUUUACCUUCCUUUUUUCUACUCUCCGUUGUAAAUGUUGGUCAGAUACAGGUAUCGAGACGCGUUGCUCCUUCUUGAUCAGUUUUUGGGCUAAAUUAUUUUUUUGUAUCUUUUGUAAGUGCGUGACAUAGUAAAAAAAAAGACUUGUAAAAAUGGGAAUAAUUUUAGUGAAAUUUUAUAGCCGUACAAAAACUUGGUUAAGAACAUUGACAGCUGCUAAUGUAUUGCCAAUAAUGGGUCAGGAAGCAGGGAAGUCCGCUUGGCCCAAACCCGCCGGCGGAUAUCAGACGAUCACCGGGAGGCGCUACGGCAGGAGACACGCGUACGUCAGCUUCAGGCCCACCCAGGCGCGGCGGCAGGCGGAGCUGACGGACGGGCCCUCGUCUUGGCAGGGCAUGGAAAUGGACCCGGUCCCCGGAGGGAAGCCGUUAACUUCAAAGGGGAGCAUCUCAUCUGUGCUGCAGGCAAUCUUCCCGGUAAGCCCCAAUUCCGUUCACCCGGAAGAAGACGCAAAAGGAGACAUGUUUAAGAUGAAGCGGGCUGGCUGUGGGGCGCCGCCAUGUGGCCGAGGAGGCGACUGUGAGCCCAUGCUGUUGCCAAAACUGAAGGAGAUCUCGGACGCCCGUGGGUGGCCCACGCCCAGUGAAGGCGACGUAUGCAGCUCCAGUGUACUGAGCUUUGUGAACACUGACCCUUACAAGGAACACAGUAGUGACGGCGAUGAGGAGGCUGGCUCGGACCUGCCGUUGAAAGAGCUGGAUAAAGAUUUUGACCAACCUAAUGCUUUGCACUCUACUCGGCAAAUUCCCUCAUGGGGGGGCAGGGGGUUAUCACCCAGACAUGGGGCCUUCCAGAGAGAUGCUGAGUUCCUCUGUCAGGAUGGACCCAGUUUUCAGGGUGGAAUCUCAGUAGAUGAGGACAGGGACGCUUGGGCUGUUGUUCUGGGGGACACAGAGGUGUGUGGGUUCCCAGUUGCCUGUGACUGUGACCCAGAGACGACCCCCACAGAGAUGGUGGUCCGGCCAAAGAUCCGUAAGCAGACUGACGAGAACCCAAAGGAGAGGAGGAUCCCCCCAGGAGGGGAAGCCGGGUGCGGAUCUGUGCCGCCGAAGGACAGCCCAGAAAACUUCCUGGUUUAUGAACCUCAGACGACUGGCACCAAGAGUGGGAUGUGGCAGAGGGCAGAGGUAGAUGCAUCAGGUGGGACAGACGAGGAUGAGGAUGACCUCUGGGAGGAUCUGGAGGAUUACGGCGACGCACAUGGUGCUUUCCGGAAGGGAGAUGACAGCUCCCAGUGCAGCGAGGGGGAGCUCUCGGCCUCCUGGACAUCCGCCUCCAGCGCUGAGAAGGAGCCCUCCUCGGGGAAUGAGAGCUGGGAGACGCUGCCGGGCUUCGAGUCCGAGCCGGAGGGCCGGAGCGAUGGAAACAGCUUGGAUGGCGUGCUGGAGUUGAGCCUGGUUUCGCCGGACCAAUCAACACUGGAGGAAGGUGAGCUCCCCUGGCCUCCGUACCACGAGGGGGCAGCGAGCAGCAGCAGCAGCGACGAGGAGGCAGACACCCCCAGCCGCUUCGUUCACCCAGGGCUCUUUAUGCUCGACGGGAACAACAACUUGGAGGAUGACUCCAGCGUGAGCGAGGAUCUGGAUGCGGAGUGGAGGCGGCUCGAUGACCUAGGGGAUGGCUUUGGCAUGGCACAGGCCAUCUCCUUCGUGGAUCCACAGCUGCUGACAUACAUGGCCCUGGAGGAGCGGCUGGCACAGGCCAUGGAGGUGGCUUUGGCGCACCUGGAGUCCCUGGCGAUGGACGUGGAGCCGGCUCACCCCCCUGCCAGUGAGGACGUCAUCGACUGCCUGCCUCCCAUCACCGUGAUGGAGGACUAUCAUGGCAAAGAGCAGUGCUGUGCCAUCUGCUGCAGCGAGUACGUCAAAGACGAGAUCGUGACGGAGCUGCCGUGCCGGCACGCGUUUCACCGGAGGUGCGUGACGCUGUGGCUUCAGAAGUCGGGAACUUGUCCUGUGUGUCGGCACGUCCUGACGCCUGGCCCCCCGGCAGCCCCGGUCCAAACAUCCUUUGUGUCUGAUCACGAGGCACCGCCAUCGGACCACAGCACGGCAGGGACGCGAUGAACGACCCAUUUUCAGCUACUCCUGCUCGUUAUGGGACAGAACACAAGAUAUGCUGGCUUCUGUGAAUGACUGAGACCGAGGUUAAGAAACGGGGACGUGUCCUUUUUUACCCAAACGAUUCAGCCUAAACAGUUUAUUUUUAUAGAGAAGGUGGAAAUACAGAACAUACUGUAGACAUUCUUCCAAAAUUGUAUCAAUGUCAUACAAAUGUGAAAAAUAACAAGCUUAAACUGAUUCUACUGAACUGCACAGCAGGAUCAGACCAACCACUCUUUAACGUGCUAAACUGUCUGUAGACCAGUGCACUGCUUAUUAUGUUACAUUCUACUAAUUUACUAAGUGAUUCUGGCUUCAGUGUGACAUGAAGGCUUUAGAUCGUUAUUUCUGGCCAGUGUGGGGCAUGAAUACAUUUUUAUGUUGUUGGAUCGGUUUUGCCAUCUGGUGGCUGUUCCGUAGUUUCGUCCGGUGUGGGAGUGCGUUGUGAAGUGACUGCCCGACCAAGGACUCAUUUGGCGAAACUAUGCUUCCGCUGGAAGACAAAUGUGCGACACGUGAUGGCUGUGUGCCUCCUCCAGUAUUGUCUUCAGACUUGGUUGUAGAGAUACAACGGAUCAAACUUAUGAAGCUGUGAGUGAAACUCCUAUUGCGGUUAUUACGGUAACCGUUAAUCAAUACCCUAGAUUUGGUUCUGCUUUAGAUUUCGGCUCAGCUCCACCAUCUGGCAAGUGUAUGGUGCUGUUUUUAGGCUAUGCCUGGCUGCACACACACUUGCCUUGGCGUCACAAGGACAACUGGUUUCUUGUGGUCUUAGCACUUGGGGGGUGUAUAUAAUUUGUAAAGUGCUAAGCAGUGGAAUAAAAAAAUGCAACCAUGUAA
Messenger RNA from Brienomyrus brachyistius, 3115 nucleotides. RefSeq names its product praja ring finger ubiquitin ligase 2 (gene pja2). The record is from RefSeq and is a predicted model, not a curated record. The transcript is spliced from 9 exons. Bases 266 to 2239 code for a protein of 657 amino acids. NCBI's taxonomy places the organism in Eukaryota, Metazoa, Chordata, Actinopteri, Osteoglossiformes, Mormyridae.